Messenger RNA from Opisthorchis viverrini, 3226 nucleotides. RefSeq lists its product as hypothetical. The transcript is spliced from 17 exons. The record is from RefSeq and is a predicted model, not a curated record. Gene Ontology annotation, cellular component: cytoplasm. NCBI's taxonomy places the organism in Eukaryota, Metazoa, Platyhelminthes, Trematoda, Opisthorchiida, Opisthorchiidae. The annotation marks the transcript as partial. Gene Ontology annotation, molecular function: phosphatidylinositol-3,4-bisphosphate 4-phosphatase activity.
CCUUCACCGAGUGUAAUGUAAGCCAGCUUCUGGCUGAGCAGGACCCUCGGACCCAUUAUGAGCGCCAGCCAAAGAAGAAGAUAUCCCCCACGCAUUUCGAAUUGGUAUGCCCUAAUAUUAUGAUUUUACUGUUAGAAUUUGACGCAGGGGAUCCGGCCGUUGUAUUCAUAGCGAGGUCGGAAACCGAGGCAGAAAUUUGGUGUCAACAUUUGGUUGCAGCACAAUUAGCACCAACUUUACAACGAAUCGGCCUCAUCCGGGAUGAACUUCGUAAUUCAACUGGACGUGAUCCGUUGGAUUCGGGGCCCACCACCAUUCAUAAAGUCGAAAAGCCUUCCGUAACCGACGAAGGUAUUUUCCUCGCCGUGUCCAAACAUAAUCUUUUAACUUUAGUUUUAGGUUCGUCUGAUUUAAAAGGCAUUGAAAUCAGCCUAAGCUGCAGGGAUCUCGCAUGGGAGCCAGAAAGCACUCCGAAUGUACACAUUAUUCUUUCCUUGUGUACACCACCGGAUUCUGGAUGGAAGCGUGUUGGCACCACUGAAGUUGUAGAGAAAUCCUCCAGUCCCACCUUCAUGAAAACCAUUUACCUCCGUUCGGAACCUUUGAAUGAAAAGAGUCGUCUGCAGUUGGAAUUAGUGGAUUUGCGUGAUAUGAAAUCUGAGCUGGGCAUACGACUUGGCGUUGUCGUUACAACAGUCAGUCGUAUUACUGAAGGUGAGGCGUUAGAGCUGUCCGUUUGCGAUGCGUCGACUGGAUUGGCUUUGAAAUCACCUCUAAAUGGCAAAACUCCGAAGGUGAUCAUUCAAGCCCGAAGGUGCCAUCAACCUUCGGAUGCAACAACUCAGUCCGAGUGCAGUAUAACGACCUUGAGCACGGUGUGCGACAAUCUUUUGUCCAAGCGGUAUUUGUUUCCACAUACUUUGGGAGAACGGAUGCAUGUUGUGGAAUUUAUGGGUGAACCGAGGCUGUGUUUUGAGUUCCCAGUGGAGUACCUAAAGGCGCUGAUACCCAGAGAACACCUCUUAUACGACUCUUUAUCAAGGAUCGGCUCGUCAGAUCCACGUCUUGAAAGCUUUCGAAAAGAGCGGCUUAUCACGAUGAAACAGACGCUGGGGCAGUAUGAAGCCGCUCUACGUCAUUUGGUUGAUUGUUCAGGCACCAAAUUCAAACCCUGCUGGGAAAGAGCCAAUGCCCGUUACGACUUUGUACCUACAAAUCUGCAUGUGAACCAGGUAGCUCUCACGGAUGUUGAUGGACAGAUUGUGACUUUUCACAACAUUACCUCUGUUGGAGCCUUCACAACAUGUUCCAGAGCUUAUAAAGCCGGUGGCCUAUUCAGGCAGGCGGCCGACACAGCUCAUCUACCAUCUACGUAUCCACCACUGCGACUCUCUGCGUCCCAAGUGGCGCUGGAGUCACCGAUAGCAUCUGCCGCCUGCCUGUUGGAAACCUCUGGAGUGGGAAGAGCCAACGCACUUCUAUAUCGUGGUGCCGGAGCGUUGGCUGUUCUUCGCAGUGAUCUGUUGGGACUCGUACAACGAUUGAGUGCUCGAGAUCAGGCCGAGCCUUUGGCAGAAAAGUUACGAAAAAUGGUUGUUUCAAUGCAAAGCGUCUUUACCGACGGUCUUCUUAACAAGCCACGUGAAUCAAAUGCAAUCUUGGAAGACUUUAGUACUCUCUCAAAGCUUUUGUCCGAAUUGGAUGUUCUGGACAAGUCGGAGGGGACAGCUUCGCCAAACAAAAGCGAAUCUCCAGCUUCGGGUUCCGUGAAUGUCGCUCAACAGCGUGCCAACCUUAUUGCAACUAUAGACAAGGCAGGUGAACAGCUUUUGUCCUGUUUGGACAAGGCCUGGGAUGCUGGCUCUGAAAUUUUAUGGAAUCACGUCUUCACCGGUUUCACAGGCCUUAUCAGACCUGACCCAAACUUGGAAGUGGGCUGGAAUGCUAGUUCCUUGAUAGCAGAAGCUGAGCGAGUUUCCACGGCUAAUGCAACUGUAAAUGUGGACAAUGCGCUGACUGCUUUGUCAGUGAUAUAUGACGCGUUCAACUACAGGCAUCACGCUUGCCUUUGUCAAGCUUUGACUUCGGUGCUCGCUGCUCUGGUUUCGAUAGUCCCUCAUUGGAAUCGUACACGAUGGGAACAGGUUGCCGUGUGUGGGAUUCUAACCCAAUUCGAAGGUCUACUGAGUUGUUACGGUAACGAGCUUGGCAUGAUCGAAGAUUGGGCAUGGGCAAUAGAGCACCUGGCCAAUAUUCGCAUUGUCCUCAGACCGUCACAGCCUUCAGCUUUGGGAACUGAUCCCACUGGUUCCCAACGAACGACUGCAGUUGCUCGUAAGAACGAUUCAUACACGAUAUGUGCCAAAAUGACUGGUGUUCAUGAGUGCGAAGUAACUGUUCCUUGGUCCUCGUGGACGGUUGCACCUAAUGAGAUUCAGGCACGUGGACGCGUCCGAAUUCGCAUCCAUCCGGUUUCGUUUCUGGUGGGAAUUAAUGAGCAACAGAGUAUCGCCGAAAAAUUUGACAAAACCGCCGUACAACAGGCUAUAAAUAACCAGGGCUACGAGUGUUUAAAGGCCUAUUUUGAUCGCUACACUAAGCACUAUGGUGCACCACCUCGUACACCAUCCAACCAAGAUGUUUGCGAUGUGCUUGCCAAUAUACAUCACCUCGUUGAUCCUCCAGUUCGCAGCAAACCCAUAGAAAUACUUGAAUAUGCUUCGGAAAUUACGCAAGCUUUCGGUGGAAUCCGCUUUACAAGUUGCAAAUCUGCCAAAGAUCGCACCGGAAUGUCGGUAACGUUGGAGCAAAUCCGAUGGCUCAAGAAUGCAGAAGGAAUGCACGAAGGUCACUUCCAGACCGCUCUACAAUGUCUUCGCCAAACUGGUCUUCGAGUAGACAACGUAAUGAAAAAUACUGGUGGCAGAAAGUAUGCCUUCAACCGGUUACAGCUGCUUUAUUUUCCCCGACUUUAUCGUCCACCUGUGGGAACCUAUGCUCUUGGUGUAGCUCCGUGACGAUUUGCCUCCGUCUAUUCUUGCGUCUCAAACAAUCCGUCCUCUGUGAUAAACAGCUUUGUUUUCAUCACCCAUUCCUCUUGGUUUCCCUCAGUACUUAUUCUGUUUCAUUUCAUAAUCCAAUGAUUAUGACUGAUCGUUUAUUGAACUUGAACUCUCAACAUCACUCAGAUUUGUCGCUGUACUGUUUGCUCAUGCUCCAACUCAGG